Messenger RNA from Rhododendron vialii, 2496 nucleotides. RefSeq lists its product as uncharacterized. The transcript is spliced from 5 exons. NCBI's taxonomy places the organism in Eukaryota, Viridiplantae, Streptophyta, Magnoliopsida, Ericales, Ericaceae. The record is from RefSeq and is a predicted model, not a curated record. The coding region runs from base 1443 to 1841 and encodes 132 amino acids.
ACCUGAGUUCCAAAAUAUAAGCCUGCAAAAUUCCACAAUUGAAACUGCUAAACACCACUCCUUGGGCAUUGGUUGAGGUCUAAUAGAUGUGUUGAAUAAUGUGGAACUUGUAAACCCACGCAGGUUGAGUUGGUGUGAAUCAGAACCGAGUCUGCAGAUAAAUUCAAGCUGGUGGCUAGCAAAGCUCACCUGCACUCCCAAAGAUGGGCACGACAAGAGUUCUGCCUUUGGUCUCCAAAAGAAAUUCUGAUCUGAAAUUGGUAACUAAAAAGGGUGAUGCAAGAUGAACCAAGUGGUUAAUUGGCUUCACCCGAGUUCCCAUUCUUGUAGAAGAUCCAAGCACAUGAGGUGUUUAGGAUAGGAUCUUGUCCCUCACCAGUUCUUCGCACUUCUGUAUGAUUGUCCCUUUAUUCCUGGCAACAUUCUGAGAGCAGGUGCCUCCAUGUCACCGGGUUUGAACCAGAGGCCGGCCUGAUGGCUCGACCUUGGAUCCACCUCUCAAGUGAACCAUGAACUAAAGCCAUUAUUUAUUCUGAACCUCGAGGGUUGACCUCUGAACAUUGGACUCUCGAAGUGGUUUCUGGCUUCCAAGCUGGUGACUUAACUCACAGAGCUCAGUCGAGUUAUGACGAGUUUUUCCCUUCAUUUUGCAGGUCCAUAUUUACCUCCCUCGAUAGAUUUGGUCAAUAAUUUCAAUACACAUCUCUCAGUUUAAUCUGUAUCUUUUGGAGAAGGUAUCCCGACCUAGAUAGUUUAUUGCAUGAGUACUUUUGAUGAUCAUUCAAAAACCAAAUAUGGUAAAGCAGUUCAUUAAUGGGCAGAGUCAUAUUCUUUGUAUCCUUGUUCUGAAGGUUUUAAGUGGAUUGUAUUAAGGUUCUUGUUAUCCAUUGCUUGCAGAUGACUGGCAGCUGAAUUUUUUACUCUGCCAGAGAUUCCCAGCGGCGAAAGAUUUUAUGUACUAGUUUUACUAAUUGUAAGGCUGCUAUAGAGUCAAUUAGUUCCCUGUUGUUGACGAUUGGCUUUUCUUUUUCUGUUUGUAGUUAUUAGUGCAUAGUCUGAUUCGGUUGAACAAAUGUGGGGAAAAUGUAAUGUACAAUUCAUUACAUUACAUAAGUAGCAUUGGUGUCGUCUAUAAUAGGACAUAUUCUGAUCUUUUGAUACUGGUUUCUUGAGUUUGAAGCAUGUGCUUGGAAAUUAUGGUCAUUCACGAAUUGCAUAUCAUCAGAACAUAAUCUUCCAUCCAGAGGGAAUUCCUUGAAAUGAGUUAUUUUCUUAAUCCUUGAGGGCUUCGGAAAUGUUGAAAUUAUCGACAUGAAGUCUGUGGAAGAUUGAUGAAAACAUUAUCCAUUCCAUCACUCCAAGAGUGAAAGCAAUUUCUGAUUGGCCUCUGCAAGUAAUGAUAUCAGGCAAUUCAGAGUUCUUUUUCCAGCUCCUUCUCGUCGAUGCGUUUGAUGGCCACUUUCAAAGGAUUGAGUUUUCCGACUAGUUUUGGCGGCUUAAUUAAGUGGACAGGAAGGACUAUGAGCUAUCUGAUAUUGGUACUCUGUUUGCCAAUGGUGUCACACUGUCACUUCAUCGGCCUUCAUAUGGGAUUCAUGGGCCAUGCUGUUGAGAAUGACCCAUUGCAGAGUGGAUUGUUCAAAAGAUGCUUGCUGGUUGAGGACUCAAAUGGACAGCAGAAUGUUUUGGAGAAAAUAUCUUUAGUAACAUGUGCGAGGUGCCGUCCAGGAUGGGGACAUGAGCAGAAAAUCAUAGACACAGUUCAAAAGUCGUCAUGCACAGGUCUUUGCGUUUUCUUGCGUUUCUCCUUCCCAGUCCUUCUGAAGAACUUCUGUGCUUAAAGAAUGGUUCACCACCAAGAGGGAAUGGUUUCAAGACGAUGCUUCUGGAGAAUGGGAAAAGAAAAAUUACUGUGACGCUGAAAUGAGACCCGGUUCUAGCACAUUGAUCCCUUGCUUAUACGGAAUUUUCCCGCACUAUUCAGUGCCAUGGAGGAUGAUUUCUUCUUGUUCAAAUUGUCCCCUGUACGAGAUGGUACUCGAUGAUCCAAUUGCUUGAAUGAUUUGCAAUGAAUGAUGAAAGAUAUUAACCCAACUGCUUGGACGAUUGCAGGUUUAACUGAUUUUAUUGGACCUUUAAUACUCUUAUGAACGACUUAGGCGGCCCUUCAGUAUAAUCCAUCCAGUUGCCUUCUUUAAGUAGACAGCGGUUUAUGUUUUAUGAUUCUCAGCGUUAUUUGAAAGCUGGGCUGUACUUCAUGAUUAUUUACUUAGUUUCAUCAUUUGUCACGCUGGGCCAAAUUAGUCAGUUCAGUGGGCUAGAUACUGAGAUAUCAAAACAUAGAUUUGUUCUUUGUUUUGUCAGUUAUUUUCGAAAGCUCAAAGUUCGUUGAGUUUGUCACACAGGAUACUCAAUUAUUCAAAAGCAACUUUGCCCUAUAACAAGUGUUCAAGCUGGUACAACAUGAUUUUCCGUUUAGUUCUGUAACAGUUUCGU